GACCAUGUCCGAGAUCCAGGCUGUAGACACAGACAGUCCCAGUCAAAUCAUGACUAGAGACUAUGAAACUUCCGUAAUUCAGCGAAAAAAAUGAUGGCAGUUUAGGUAUAUAAUCAAAAAAACGCUUGCGUUAUACGCGAAGUGUAACCGGCAAUUCCCGGUCACUUCUCCCCCACCGACAGCCAUUCCCGGUCACCACUCCACCUCUAAUCCGUACAUAUCUCUACGAAGAUUCGCCACCCCUUUUAAAUUCCUCAUCUCUUUCCCGCACUUGCGUCGCUCCCAUCACCACCACUACGGCCCACGAGUUCAAGUCCUGGAAAUAGUAAAGUCGCUGUCCACGCCACACGCACACUACAGAAAGAGAAAGUUCCUUUCCAGGAAACAAGACUGGCAUUACAGAAUCCCGAGGAGCGUCCGGCACCUAGCAGAUAUUGAACAUUGUUUAAGCUUUUGCCGAUCUUCGAAGCUGGAGCCAAAAGCUGCGUUUUAGCCGUUUCUCUUCUUCCUCUUCCCAUUCUGUCUUUUUGCGGUGAAAAGUGACAGAAUGAAACGCAUUGCAACUUGCUUCUAAAGCACCUGAUCUCAAGUGUAACUAUCGGUGCUGUUUGGCGUCUAUCCUUUGAAAUUUCGCUUUCAUUUUCUUUGCUGUGAAAACUUUUCGUAGUCUAUGCGUUGUGGAAUCUCGAGAAAUAGUCGUCAAAUUUGUCCAGCCUGUUAUCUAGUCACUGUUACAAUUGAAGAUUUUUUGGUUGCUUCGAACCUUGCAUAGAUAUUCUCAGAUUGCUUGACGGUGACUAAAAUAGCCUGAUUGUUGCAAUAUUAGGAUACUGAAGGAGAGCUCCGGAACUAGUUUUCCCCGCACGUUAAAGCAGAAAUCUCUAAUACAUUUUCCUCGUUUCCAUCCAGCAUUGGCAUAUUAUUGACAAGCUUUGGCAGGUUUUGUCGGCUUAUUAUUUCUGCCUCACGGUACUUCUCCAUUUUAGUUAGUUUUUGUAUUGAUUUAAAUAUGAAAGAGAUUGAGAAGAGGAGAACUUCAAAUGAUAUUCAAUCAAAGCGCUCUGGAAAAACUGGAAGAAAAGAUCAAAAGCAGCAGUCAAAUGGCUCCAAAAAUUUAAAUGCAAAACACCGUGAACCGAAAGUUUUGAAUUCCAAGGCAGGCUCCAAUAUGCGAGGAAGUGAGCCGACUGCAGGCUCACAGCUUCCUGAAGUUUAUGAAGAGUUGGUUAUACAUUAUGUGGACGAAGUCAACAAAUUAGAACAGACUCCUCAAGAUCCUAAAGCUAAUACAGCUGCUGAGAAAACAAAGAAGGAUGAAAAUUUAGAUGGUCAUUCCAGUGAUUUCGACAAAGAUCGUGAACAAGAGAAAGAAUAUGAAUCAGAUUCUGAUACAAUAAGAGAUUCAACAUCAUCUCAGGGGGAUUCCUUUGCUACUGAAGAUGAGAAUGUAGAAAGUGCGGUGAAAGUCUCCAAAAGCAAUAAUUCCUCAGAUAUUUGUCCUAAUGAAGGCACAGCUGGAUCUGAUGGUGAAGCUAAUCAAUUACAACCCAAAACAAUUAGUAACACUCCUAAUAAAUCUGUAACAGUUAGCGGAGUGCCUGCUAAUAUUACAGUCAACAAUCCUACUAAAAAUUCUGAAAACUUUCAAGAUCAUUCUAAAUCUUCAGGUGGAACUUAUGAUGGGAAUAUUCAGGAAAUAAAAAAGGUUGAUGUUUUGGAUGAAGCCUCAAAUGGUGCUCAUAGUGUUGAGCAUGACAAUGACACAGUUGAUGCUGAAGAAAAUGGUAUGCUUGACAAUGAGGAAGCAUUAAAUCAAAAGAUUGAAGAUAUGGAAAUGCGAAUAGAGAAACUUGAAGAGGAGCUGAGAGAAGUAGCUGCUCUUGAAAUUUCUCUCUAUUCUGUAGUACCAGAACAUGGUAGCUCAGCACACAAGGUGCAUACACCUGCUCGACGCCUUUCUAGGCUCUAUAUUCAUGCCUGUAAACACUGGACUCAAAACAAGCGAGCCACAAUUGCUAAAAACACUGUAUCUGGCCUUGUUUUGAUUGCCAAGUCCUGCGGCAGUGAUGUUUCAAGGUUAACAUUCUGGUUGUCAAACACCAUUGUGCUUAGGGAAAUAAUUUCUCAGGCAUUUGGCAGUGUGCAUACCUCAAGUCCUGGUUCAAGGUUGUCUGAGUCAAAUGGGGGUAGCAAAAGAAGUGAGGGGAGGUUCGCAACAUUGAAAUGGAAGGGUAGUUCCAGCGGCAAACAAGUUAAUGACUUGAUGCAUUCUCUUGAGGAUUGGCAGGAAACAGGAACCUUUACAGCUGCACUAGAAAAAAUUGAAUCUUGGAUAUUCUCUAGGAUUGUUGAAUCAGUGUGGUGGCAGGCCUUGACUCCACAUAUGCAAUCUCCAAUGGAGGAUUCUUCCACCAGUAAAACCAUUAGAAAGCUGUUGGGGCCAGCAUUGGGUGAUCAGCAGCAAGGAAGCUUUUCCAUUAACCUAUGGAAAAAUGCUUUCCAAGAUGCUUUUCAAAGGCUUUGUCCUGUUCGAGCAGGCGGGCAUGAGUGUGGUUGCUUGCCUCUCCUGGCAAGAAUGGUUAUGGCACAGUGUAUUGCCAGACUUGAUGUAGCAAUGUUCAAUGCCAUUCUGCGGGAGUCAGUCCAUGAGAUUCCAACUGAUCCUGUCUCAGAUCCUAUUGUAGAUUCUAAAGUCCUUCCCAUUCCAGCUGGAGAUUUGAGUUUUGGAUCUGGUGCACAGCUAAAAAAUUCUAUCGGCAAUUGGUCUAGGUGGCUUGCUGAUAUGUUGGGCAUGGAUGCUGGUAGUUCUCCAAAAGAGGAUGAAAAAAGCAGUGAGGAGGAUUACAGACAAGUAGGAGAGGAUGAGACUAAAUCUUUCAUUCUGCUAGAUCAUCUGAGUGAUCUUCUAAUGCUACCCAAAGAUAUGCUUGUAGACCGAUCGGUGUGUCCUUCAAUUAGUCUUCCGUUAAUUAAAAGAAUACUAUGCAACUUCACUCCAGAUGAAUUCUGUCCAGAUUCUGUGCCAGGAUCAGUAUUGGAAGCAUUGAAUGCUGAGAGCAUUGUGGAGCGGAGAUUAUCUGGAGACUCAGCCAGAAGCUUCCCUUACUCAGCUGCCCCUGUUGUCUACACUCCUCCUUCAUCCGCAGAUGUUGCGGAAAAAGUUGCAGAGGUGGGGGGAAACUCUCAACUGACAAGGAACAUAUCCGUGGUACAGAGAAAAGGAUACACCAGCGAUGAAGAACUUGAGGAACUAGAUUCUCCUCUGACAUCUAUCAUUGACAAAAUGCCUUCAUCUCCAUUGAUUUUAUCCAAUGGAGGUGGAAAACACAAGGAGCAUGCAGGUUAUGGCAGUAUAAAUGCAAGGUACAUUCUGCUUCGGGAAGUCUGGUCUACCUGAGACCUGAGCUAUAGAAGUUAGCUUUUCUUGUGUAUAUCCGAGUUUUGUAGUCGGAGAUGUGGAGAAAAACAGAGAAAACCUACGGUGAAGAAGAGAAGAAAAAAAGAAAGAUGCUUUUGAGUUAAGAGUUCAUUCAUGCAUUGUAAGUUAUUGUUCUUUUUGUAUGUCUUUUCUUUUAACGUUCUUUAUAUUGUUUAGACCGUCUUAUUAUGUAUGUGAAUAAUGGAAUUAGAUAACAGAAGCUGUGCUGUUUCCCUUGGUAAAUGAAAAUAUAAUGUAUUUAAUUGUAUGUGGUUAAUGACGA
Messenger RNA from Carica papaya (papaya), 3701 nucleotides. RefSeq names its product nucleolar-like protein. Lineage: Eukaryota; Viridiplantae; Streptophyta; Magnoliopsida; Brassicales; Caricaceae. Gene Ontology annotation, cellular component: nuclear pore. The record is from RefSeq and is a predicted model, not a curated record.